AUGGAAAUAAACAUAUUUCUAAUUGUCAGCUGUCUAUCAGGAUUAAUACUCUCAACUGAUAUCACAUGGAUUUCUUCCUUGAAAAUCUGGGCAAUUUUAGGUCAACGAGUGUCGACUGAGGAUGAUGUUGUAAGGAAUAAUACUUGGCUGGGAAAAGCCAAAUAUAAACUGACAUGGGGUGUCGUAAUUUUGCAAAUUCUAAGAAUAGAGGAAAAUGAAAAAUGUUCAGACUGUGGUACCUCAGGAAAACUCUGUCAGUUUUGUAUGAGUCCUGUCCAACUAAAUGAGAGUAGUUCAUCCUUUGAGGAAUUAAGGACUAAACUUGCACCGGGACAAAAGUAUACAAUGGGAGACAGCUGGUCAGGAAUAGUGAAAAAUAGCAAGUUAAGUGUCAUUAUUUACCUUGGGGAAAAUGAUAACGAAGGUACUACUAUGUCCGUUGCAUUCUCUCAUGAGAUCAUAGGAGAUGCAAACAGUACACUCAUACUGAACUAA
Messenger RNA from Saccostrea cuccullata (small rock oyster), 495 nucleotides. RefSeq lists its product as uncharacterized. The record is from RefSeq and is a predicted model, not a curated record. Lineage: Eukaryota; Metazoa; Mollusca; Bivalvia; Ostreida; Ostreidae. The transcript is spliced from 5 exons. Bases 1 to 495 code for a protein of 164 amino acids.